GUCUUACCUUUUACCAUGUACCAUUUACACACUCGUUCCUAUUCUGUUAAUUUCUCUUCAGCUCCCGACUCGGAUCUGAACACAAACCCCACAAGGCCUGACCCGGAGGGGGAGAGCAGCCCCCCGAAGACAGACAACACCCAGAGAAUGGAGUCUCCAGCCAAGAAAGAUAUUGACCGGAGAUUGACUACCCCCACAAAAUCUGACGUCAUCCCUCGAUCACCUGGGUCACCUGCAUCACCCAUCCCCAGGUCGAAAAGGAAGGAAGACAUCAUCAAGUCAGAGGAGAGGCAGAAGCUUGCCAAGGAGCGGAGAGAGGAAAAGGCCAAAUAUCUUGAAGAGCUCAGCAUGUUACAAGCUGCUAAAAAGAACCAGUGGUUGGAGAAGGAAGAGAAGGCACGGCAGCUGAGGGAGCAGCAGCUGGAGGAGCGCCGCAGGAAGCUCGAGGAACAGCGGAUCAAGGCGGAAAAGCGACGAGCUGCUCUGGAGGAGAGACAGAAACAGAAACUGGAGAAGAAUAAAGAACGUUAUGAGGCAGCCAUCCAUAGGUCAACCAAGAAGACGUGGGCAGAAAUCCGCCAGCAAAGAUGGUCCUGGGCCGGCGCAUUAAGCCACAACUCAAGCCAGAAAGAAAGCAGAUGCUCUGUGUCAACGGUCAACCUGCCCAAACAUGUGGAUUCUGUUAUAAACAAGCGACUGUCCAAGUCCUCCGCCACGCUCUGGAACUCCCCCAGCAGAAACCGUAGUCUUGCACUGAGUCCAUGGGAGAGCAGUAUAGUCGACCGGCUGAUGACGCCAACACUGUCUUUCCUUGCUAGGAGCCGCAGUGCUGCCAGUGUCCUCAGCAAUGGCAAAGAUGGCCACUCUGCUCUCUGCCCCCGUUCGGCCUCAGCCAGUCCCCUCACCUUGUGUGCUCACCAGCCCCACCACCGCUGCGCCGACCGCUGGAGGGUGACGUCCAGCACACCAGACAUCACCCAGCGCCAACAAAGAAGGAGCUCCACACCUAUGGAUAAAAACAAGAAAGAAAAGAAAGACAAGGAACGAACACGUCCCGGUUCCUGCGGGGUCCGGUGCCGGACUUUAAAGGAGCCCCAGCUGAUAAGCCGCGUGAUGAAACCCAGGACAGAGCUGAAGUUCGGACUCACCGGACCCAUGCUGGACCUCCGGACCUCCGGACCUAUGCGGGACCUCCGGACCUAUGCGGGACCUCCGGACCUAUGCGGACCUCCGGACCUAUGCGGGACCUCCGGACCUAUGCGGGACCUCCGGACCUCCGAGUAG
This is a messenger RNA of Micropterus salmoides (largemouth bass), 1284 nucleotides long. RefSeq names its product MAP7 domain-containing protein 1-like. Lineage: Eukaryota; Metazoa; Chordata; Actinopteri; Centrarchiformes; Centrarchidae. Gene Ontology annotation, cellular component: microtubule cytoskeleton. The coding region runs from base 16 to 1284 and encodes 422 amino acids. Gene Ontology annotation, biological process: microtubule cytoskeleton organization. The transcript is spliced from 10 exons. The record is from RefSeq and is a predicted model, not a curated record.